This is a messenger RNA of Corythoichthys intestinalis (scribbled pipefish), 1268 nucleotides long. RefSeq names its product keratin, type I cytoskeletal 13-like. Gene Ontology annotation, molecular function: structural molecule activity. The transcript has 7 exons. Gene Ontology annotation, cellular component: cytoskeleton. NCBI's taxonomy places the organism in Eukaryota, Metazoa, Chordata, Actinopteri, Syngnathiformes, Syngnathidae. The coding region runs from base 1 to 1221 and encodes 406 amino acids. The record is from RefSeq and is a predicted model, not a curated record.
AUGGCCUCCCUCUCCAGCCGCAGCUACAUCUCAUCAUCUCGUACCGGCAGCAUGUACGGCGGGUGGAGUAGUUCCGGGGUCCCUGUCUCCAAAGUUAGCUUGGCUACCGGCAGCGUGUACGGUGGUGCAGGCGGAUCCGGGGUCCGUAUCUCCAAGGUCAGCUCGGCCAUGGCCGGAGCAGGCGGCUUCAACCUCGCCGAUGGCAUCGACAUCUCUGCCAACGAGAAGUUCACCAUGCAGAACCUGAACGACAGGCUGGCCAACUAUCUGGACAAGGUGCGCAAGCUGGAGGCGGCCAACGCUGAGCUGGAGCUGAAGAUCAGGAACUUCCUAGCGAGCAAAAGCAGUCCACAGAGCCACGACUGGACUGGCUUCUUUGUGCGAAUCAAUGAUCUGCAGGAGAAGAUCCAAAAUGGUGCCAGGACAAAUGCAGCCCUGGUUCUUGCUAUUGACAACGCCAAGCUGGCUGCAGAAGACUUCCGUGUCAAGUACGACAACGAGUUAGCUAUGCGCCAGGCGGUGGAGGCCGAUGCCGCUGGUCUGAAGCGGGUUCUGGAUGAGCUGACGAUGACUCGGGCCGACUUGGAAAUGCAAGUGGAGGGUCUGAAAGAGGAAUUGAUCUACAUGAAGAGGAACCAUGAGGAGGACCUCAUUGCCCUGCGGUCCCAGAUGACCGGACAGGUCAACGUAGAGUUAGACGCUGCCCCUCAGCAGGACCUCUCCGCCAUCCUUGCCGGAAUUCGAGAACAUUACGAAAACGUCGCUGCCAAGAACCGCAGAGACCUGGAAGCCUGGUUCAACGCCAAGACGGCCGAGCUCAACAAGGAAGUGACCGUGAGCCUGCAGACGUCCAGGAGCGAGAUGAGCGAAGUGCGCAGAACUUUACAGAACCUGCAGAUCCAAUUGCAGGCUGAGCUCAGCCAGAAAGCAGCUCUGGAGGGAACGCUUGCCGAGACUCAAGCCCGUUACGCCGCCAUGUUGCACGGCUACCAGAGGCAGGUGGCGCUCUUAGAAGAGCAGUUGGCGCAGCUUAGGGCUGAAGUGGAGAACCAAAAGCUCCAGUUUGCUGAGCUUCUAGACAUCAAAACACGUCUGGAAAUGGAGAUCGCAGAGUACCGCCGCCUGAUGGACGGAGAGGUCACCAGCAGCACCACCACCACCACCAAAGCCAAUCGGGGUGUCGUCAUUGUGCAAGAGGUCAACACCAGGAGCGUGAGAUAAGAAGGAAGAUCAUCAACACCAAACCUUCUCAAUAAAUAUCAUUUCUG